UCUCAACUCGGCGGUCUGCUAAAAAAAGGAAACUAAACUUUGAUCAGAAAAACGCAGAGAAAAGGGGAAAAUGAGAAGACGACCUGGAAUCGGAGGCCUUCAAACAGCUGCUGCUGCUAGGGAUCAAUAUCGAUUAUUGGGAGAAAAUGUAGCCAAGUUACGGACCGAUCUCAUGAAGGAACAGCUCGCUACUUUCCGUUCUCAACUCGAAGAAUUCGCUCGAAAACACAAGAAUGAUAUUCGUAAAAAUCCGUCUUUUAGGUCACAAUUUCAUGAAAUGUGUGCUAAAGUAGGAGUGGAUCCUUUGGCUUCAAAUAAGGGAUUUUGGGCUGAACUUUUAGGGAUUGGUGAUUUCUAUUAUGAACUUGGAGUUCAAAUUGUUGAGAUAUGCUUGGCGACUCGGUCCCUUAAUGGAGGGUUGAUCGAUCUGCAGGAACUCUGCAAAUUGCUUCGUCAGAAACGGAAACAUGAUCGUGAAGCUGUUUCUGAGGAUGACUGUUUGCGUGCUAUAAGUAAGCUGAAGACAUUAGGUAGCGGAUUUGAGGUAAUAUCUGCUGGAAAGAAAAAGCUGGUUCGAUCGGUUCCAACUGAGUUGAAGAAAGAUCAUAAUGAAAUUCUGGAGCUGGCACAGGCUCAAGGCUAUGUGACUGUCGAUGAGGUAGAGAGACGGCUUUCCUGGACGCAUGGGCGUGCUAUCGAUUCCCUUGAUACUUUAUUAGAAGAAGGUCUUGCAAUGAUCGAUGAUGGUCAUAGAGAUGGAAAACGUCGAUAUUGGUUUCCCUGUGUAUCCUCCAUCUCCUCAUUUGGUGUUUGAUUCACGUGCUAAGGUUAGAGAUAUUUGAGGCUGAAUGGAAAAA
This is a messenger RNA of Hibiscus syriacus, 857 nucleotides long. Its product is annotated as vacuolar protein sorting-associated protein 22 homolog 1. Gene Ontology annotation, biological process: protein transport to vacuole involved in ubiquitin-dependent protein catabolic process via the multivesicular body sorting pathway. Bases 71 to 814 code for a protein of 247 amino acids. Lineage: Eukaryota; Viridiplantae; Streptophyta; Magnoliopsida; Malvales; Malvaceae. Gene Ontology annotation, cellular component: ESCRT II complex. The record is from RefSeq and is a predicted model, not a curated record. The transcript is spliced from 7 exons.